Anthostomella pinea is the source of this 609-nucleotide messenger RNA. The record is from the annotation of a GenBank genome assembly. NCBI's taxonomy places the organism in Eukaryota, Fungi, Ascomycota, Sordariomycetes, Xylariales, Xylariaceae.
AUGGCUUCAUCCGUUGAGGCUGUUUUGAAAGACACCGAGUACCGACCGGAAUUGCAGGAACGCAUCGCUCAUCGCAGGGUCCCUCAGAUCCUAGAGGUUGCCGAGCCCGACCCCUCCUGGCCCGAGACCUUCAAGGUCCUCGAGUCCCGCAUCCUCAGCGCCCUCGGCAACGAGGUCAUCUCGGUCGAGCACUACGGUUCCACCAGUGUCCCCGGCCUUCCAGCCAAGGCCAUCAUCGACAUCGACCUCACCGUCAGAGACCCCGUCGACGAGGCCUCGUACGCCGCGCAGCUCGAGGCGGCCGGCUUCCAUUUCAUCUCGCGCCAGCGGCACUGGCACGAGAAUCGCUUCUUCUGCUCCUACAAGCCGGCGGCAAACGUCCAUGUCUGGGGGCCCGGUUCGCCCGAAGCGCUGCGGCACAAAAUCUUCAGGGACUGGCUGCUGAAGAGUAAGGACGACAGGGAGCUCUAUACCAAGGCAAAGCGAGAUGCUAUAGCGGCGACGAGCACCGCAGCCAGCAACCCGGGCCAGCAGUAUAACUCGAGGAAGGAAAGUGUCGUUCGACAGAUUCUCCAAAGAGCACUUCGAGACGCGGGCUGCGUCCAGUGA